Molecule: messenger RNA, 5003 nt
Organism: Branchiostoma floridae (Florida lancelet)
Lineage: Eukaryota; Metazoa; Chordata; Leptocardii; Amphioxiformes; Branchiostomatidae
Product: von Willebrand factor A domain-containing protein 3A-like
Exons: 33
Coding region: 132-3827 (1231 amino acids)
Source: RefSeq, a predicted model, not a curated record
AACCCGGAAGUAGCCAUUGGCAACCCGAUACACAAUAGCGACUUGCGCCAUUUUGAAACGUAUUAGGGGCUUCUUCGUUUGUCCUUGAUGUCCAUUAGUCCUGGGAAAUAAGAGGGAAAGAAGUUGCAGAUAUGGCUACAGAGGAGAGUGAGACAAGCUCACUAGCGGAAGAAGAGAUCUCCUCCGAUGAGGCUGAAACUGUACGCCGUCUCCACGAUGCCUCCAGCCAACCAGAUGAGACCUUCAUCACGGAGAGCAGGAAGCGGCCGGAGUGGCGCGACAUCGACAUCCCGCCGGCGCCGUACCCGCUGUCUAAUGACAUGUUCAUUACUAAAGUGGAGCAUACAAAAAAUCUCCUGAGAGCCAAGGAUGUGGAGGCUGGGUUUGGGGAGGGGCAGUCAUCAGAAGAGUGGCUCAUCAACCACAGUAUCGAACAUGAAGGGCUCACGAUAAAGGACGUACUGACCAAGGGGAAAGUCACUCAGCCCAAGUCUAAGAUGAGCUCAGAGAAACCCAUGAAACACCUCCAGUUUGAAGCCACUGAUGUCAACGAGUUUGAGUAUAAACUUAAUUUAGCAAUCGAACAGUACCACAAGAGAAUAAAAUGGCUUCUGCAAGGGACAAAACGGCACUUUGGUCUGGUGAAGGGUACCAAGGUUGCUGUUUUGAUUGACACAUCAGAUGCAAACUGUGCAUUUGGCAGGAUCAAUGCUUUCAAGGAUGAAAUUGUGCACCUGAUAGAUGAACAGCUGAGCACGAAGGACGGUCUGUACUUCAUGUCCUUCGGCACAGAUGUGCAGCCGCUCUGGGACAACGUCAGAGAUGUCAAUGUCAGAACACUUCAGGAGGCCCGUGAGUGGAUGGCCAGGAGAGAGGGCACCGGGGGCUGUAACCUACUCAGGGCACUGAAGAAGGUUCUGACGGUCAAGAAAGUCAACUACUUACUCAUCAUACUGGGCAACUGCCCCGACCAGACCACUGAGAUCCUCUGUAACUACGUGGAGCAGUGCAUGGUGGGAAGGGCACUACCCAUCCACACAGUUGCCUACGACUGCAGCAAUCACAUGACCAACGUGACACUAAGAACACUUGCUGAAAGAUCUGGAGGGAGGUACCACUGUUAUGCUUCAGGCUGCACGGAGCAAAUCUACACAGGCACAGACAUCAGCAUCCUCCUGCGGGAGUCCAAGAGAGCCCAGGACGUCAUCGCCAAGAUCAAGGAGAUGAGGACAGGCAUGAUGGGAGAUGCCCUCAUCAGCAUCAUGAAUGAGAUCUCGUAUGAGGUAGAGAAGCUCCCCCAGUCCAGGUUCCUGCCCCGCCCUCCCAACCACAGCGGACCGCUCAACAUCGAGACUCCAAACUUCCAGCCAAAAACCUCCGAGGUGUGGCUGAAGACAAACGGACUGAAAGGGAAAAAGCUGAACUUGUACCAGGUCUUGUCAUCUAACGCAUUCUCACCCAUCGAGGAGUUCAUCCCAGUUAUCAAGAAGGUCGUCACAUCACAAGUUCAUGAGAAAUCCAUGGCCCAGUUCCAGUGGCAUGAUGGGACAGUAAAGAACGUGCACGUGGACCCCACCAUGCUGUACGACUACCAGAAGCGGCUGGGCGCCAUCGUCAAGACGUACGAGAAGCGCGUGGACUGGCUGUCGAGCGGGAGCCGCAGGAUCUGGGGAACGGUGUGCGAGAACCGUGUGGUCAUCCUGGUGGACCUGUCCGUCAUGAACGCCAACUACCUGAUCCACAUCCAACACUCUCUCAGACUAUUACUGGAGGAGCAGAUGGGCAAUAAGGCUUACUUCAACAUCGUGGCAUUUGGAAGUGUGAUGAAGUCGUGGAAAAAAUCCCUGCAGCCACCAACACCUGAAAACCUGCAGAAUGCAUGGAGUUGGGUUCUGAACCUGGAGUGCGGGGGGAGUAGGAACUUCCUGGAAGGGUACAAGUACGCUGUGGAGAACGACCUUGAUGAGAAGUUCCACACCGCGGCGCAGGGCGUGUACCUGUUCACCAGCGGGGUGCCCGACCAGGAGGAGGAUGUUAUCUGUUCCUACAUUGCUGAGACGUGUGGUGGAAAUGACCUGAAGCUGCACUGUAUCCUGUUCAGUGCCGAUGACAACAUCACCUCAGGCGCCGUGCCUGGCCGCUAUGCUAACGUCGACAAAACCGCCGAGACCCUGAAGAACAUGGCGCACACGGGGCGCGGGCGGUUCCACUGGUUCAACGAAUCAGGAAUCAUCGAGUCUGAUGACAUCACUGCUGUACUGAACGAGAGAGAUCGGGCUGUCAACUAUUCACAGAAGUGUGCAAUGCUGGUGGAUUCAGUCAAGAGAAGAGCAGAAGAAAGAAGAGCGCUCAAGUACCAGCAGGCCCUGGCUAUUGAGAAUGGUCAGCAGGACAGGAAAAUGCUGCGCAAAAGACCCAAGUCUGCUGAGAAAAAGGCUCUUAUUCCACCCAAACCUACACAGCUCUUCUUGGCCAGAAAGCAACUCCUGGAAAACAAAGACACAGACUCAGACAAACAGAAACCAUGGCGACCCCAGAGUGCCAAGGCAACUAUUCCAGGAGUUUCCUCCUCCCAUUCUGGCUGUCUGGGUGAGAAGGUCCCUCCCAGCAGGAAGUCAGGCAGACCUGCAACACAAGUCUUCUACACAGAAGUGGGCAAUGAUGUUGGUGUUGUUUUCCGCCAAUAUCCCAAGGAAAGGAGUGUGAGGAAACACAUCCGGCAACCAAUCAUACCCGACACAGAGGAGAUCAUAACUACCAAACAGUGGCUGAAGAAGUACAGUCUGCUGAAGCUGGGGUUAGAUCUACACAAACUGUGUGCUGGGCCAGACUGCACUCAUGAUAAGAGGAAAGUGGGAACUCUGCACAGGAGAGUGGCUGCAAAGUACUGCUCCAUUUUCCCCAGUGUUGAAAUCAAGGGUGUGGUGAAGCACCUGCAGCUGCUGCCACACGAGCUGGAGGAGUACGAGACGCAGGUGGAGCGGCUGCUGAAGAGAUAUGUCAGCAGACUGCAGUGGCUACUGUCAGGCAGCAGAAGAGUCUUUGGUGUUAUUACAGAGAAGAAGGUUGCUAUCCUGGUGGACACUUCAGGCUCUAUGGGACCACAUCUGCCAGAGCUGAAGAAGGAGCUGGCAUCACUGGUGUGGGACCAACUCUGUCUCAACACUGAGAAGUUCAACUUGAUCAGGUUCUCCAGUGAUGUGGACACAUGGCAGGUUCAGCUGGUGGAGCCGACAGAUGAGUUCUGCCACGAUGCCGUACAGUGGCAGGCCACGUUUGUCGCAGAGGGAAACACCAACACACUGGGAGCUCUGGAGGAAGCGUUCCAGGACUCAGCAGUAGAUGGUGUGUACCUGUUGACUGAUGGGAAGCCUGACCAGAGCGCCUCCAUGGUGCUGAAGGAGGUGGCUAAGAUGAACGAGGGGAGGGGGGUGCAUGUCAACACCAUCUCCUUCAACUGUGAUGACAGCACUGCCAACUCCUUCCUGAAGCAGCUGGCAUCAGAGACAGGUGGGCGGUACCACCGUUGCCAUGGCGAUUAUGAUGGACACAUGUUUGCCCACCGCCUCCUGACCAGUGAGUUCCAGGAUGAAGAUGAUCCCAACAUCCCCCCGUUUGAGGGUGAUGACCUGCGACGACUGGGAGCUGAGAUCAUGAAGGCCAGACAGUACCUGACAGAGUCCAGACAAUGGAGGUCCCUGCAUUCUCAAACAUCGAAACCCCACCAGAAACAGUACUCCAAGACUUCCCCUGAACUGUUGGAUGCUGGGAAAGUACCAAACGGGACAUCUACAAGACCACUAUCUGCCUCUCCUGCUUUUAGAUAAGGGAAAUACAUUUAGAUAAGGGAAAUACAUAUCCUGUAACAUUCUGACCACAACAUUUUAGCCUUUUGUAUAUACCAGGGAUAAAGAUAGGGAUUUUAUGCUGAAAGACAACUUCUGUAUUUGUUUAGAAUACAUUGAGUUUGGAAGAUUUAAGGGAUAGGUGAAUAAUGGAGUUAGCCUGAGUACUAAUUUUGUGAGUUUAUGCAUGAUUAAGUACUUGCACGUGAAUAAGUGUUAGAGUAUAUACAUGCUAUGUCUAAUGAAGUUGUAGAUACCUCUAGCACAUGCAAAAUGUUGAUGAUAAUAGGCUUAACAUAGGGCUGAUAAGCCCUCUUUCUAUGCUGUAAAGAUUUUAACUCGUUUUAGACUUUCAGCUGGCUGAUUUUAUCACAAAGAAACUUAGUUUGACUUGAUCCUGGUGCUGUGUACCUUACUGAUACUAGCCAAGGUGUACCAGCAAUAGGAUGAUGUUGUAAAUAGUGAUAAAGAACUCUAUGUACAUCUAAAGAUAUAUUUCAACAAAGCUGUAGUGGAUAUAUGAAGACUAUUGAUAUGAAAGUAGCAUGCCUUCUUUUGAGGUACUGAUUUGACCAAUGUUUUACGUUCCAUUCCAUUGUGUAAGAUGAGGACCAUAUAUCUGUAAUUUUAAACAAGUCAGAAUUAUUGCAUACAGUUGAUAAGCUUAUGAGACAUUGCUCUGACAAAUGUAUGUUAACUCGUGAAUGAUAUGGGCACAUGUGCCUGUGGUGUUCCAAGAUCAGCUUUCCCUAUAACAGUGAUCAGGUUGACAAAAAAUGUGAUGUUGAGACCUUGGACAUCCAUUUUAAUCUUUGGAGGGGUCAUAAUCAUGAUGUUUCAGGCUGAAUUAUGCUGUUAGCUAUAAAUUCCAUUGGUGAUGCUUUUUCAUUAUCCUGUAUAGUAAUAAUAUAGAUAUAAUGUGCUAACAUUCUGGUAAGAUUUAAUGCUGUGAUGCUGUGCACUGGAUAAACUAUACUGCAUGUGUUGCUGAUAUAGAGAAGCAUGUCAUUGAGCUAAAUGAGUCUAAUAUUGAUUGAAUUUUUGUGAUUUUUGCAAAUAUGGAAGGAACCCAUAUCAUGUAUUACUUUUGGUACUAUAGUAAAGUGAUGUAAAUAAUAAGCUUAUUGAUGGAUGAUGAAAUAAAAGCUACAUUUUGUA